Messenger RNA from Salmo salar (Atlantic salmon), 3182 nucleotides. NCBI's taxonomy places the organism in Eukaryota, Metazoa, Chordata, Actinopteri, Salmoniformes, Salmonidae. The record is from RefSeq and is a predicted model, not a curated record.
CACCUGACACACACACACACCACUUAUUCUGCACAGUGGGGUCCUUUAGCAAGGCAUGCAAACCAUAGUUGGCUGUGCACCCUGCUGGAAGCAUUCAUUGUCGAAACCGAAGCUGGAGGCAUGGUGAAUCCGUAUGGAGCUUUUCAGUCUCAAACAGCUGUGAUGAAACAACAACAGAGCCCCAUUCAAUGAAGGGAAGAGAAGUGCGAGGAGGGGCGAUUUGCGCUUGGAGCUUGGAGCUUGGAGUUUGGCGAAAGGAGGAAUGAUUUGCUGACAUAAUUGUAAUCUAAAUCCAACCUUAAUUUACUCAUUGUGACGCACUGAGAUUCCAAACUGACUUUAUGACCAAAAUUAUCCCAUUUACACUUUGUAGUCAAUUUUGACACUGUAAUAAAUGUUUCUGACUUAUAUCGAUGCCACAUGCCGUUUUUCAAAGGGAUUAGUUGUUGUUUUUUCUUAGGGGCCAGUCAUUCUUUAAUACUUUGUUUGUACUUCCUCAAUUUUUUAUCUCAUGUGGGCCCAAAGGUGAACUUGACUUGACACGUUUUUUUUUUUUGUCGGCAGGACACUUCUUUUACACAUGGUUUCCCAGCCUAUAAAUCACAGUGGGAUCAGUAUCCUCUAUCUCAUACGACGAUGAUGAUGAUGAUGAAUUCUGACAGGAUGACACAGUAGAGAUUUCCAAUGAGAGGAGAGGGACGAUCUUUCUCAGGACAGAGUGACUGGAUACAGGAGGUCAGGUGUUUCAGCAGUAAUUACAGGUAAGAGGGGACAAUGCCUUUAAAAAGCUAUAAGAAGAAAAAAAAAAUUGAACAUUUAUGACAGCUACGUGUAACGGACAACUGCAAUUUCCCUGUCUAUUUUUACAGGUGCUUUUCUCCACAACGACAUAACAAAUGACGGUCUCCUAUACCCUAGAAGUGGCCGAUGCUAAAUUCGGAGGGUUUUCCAAGCUCCUCUUCAGGUGGAGAGGAAGCAUCUACAAGCUGCUGUAUAAAGAGUUCCUGGUGUUCUGUCUACUGUACAGCUUCUUCAGUGUUUUCUACAGGUUCUUCCUCACUGAGAAACAACAGUUGUUGUUUGAAAAUGUAGCCCUUUACUGUGACCAGUUUACCAACUUUAUCCCAAUGUCCUUUGUGCUGGGUUUCUAUGUAACCCUGGCAUUCAACCGUUGGUGGGGUCAGUACACCAGCUUCCCCCUGCCUGAUAACCUGAUGAUGGUGGUGUCAGGGAACGUCCACGGGCUCGACGAGAGGGGCCGGCUGCUCCGACGCACACUCAUGAGAUAUGCUAACCUCUCCUCUGUCCUCAUCCUGCGAUCCAUCAGCACUAGAGUACGCAGACGGUUCCCAACCCUGGAGCAGGUGGUGGAUGCAGGAUUUAUGACAUCACUGGAGCAUCAACAGCUGGAUGGUCUGUACUCUGACUUCAACAAGUACUGGAUGCCUCUGACGUGGUUUACUAACCUGGCAUCGCGGGCCAGACAGGAGGGCCGGGUCAGAGACGAUGUCGCCCUACGACUGCUCAUGGAUGAGCUGAAUAACUACAGAGGCAAGUGCAGCCUGCUGUUUCACUAUGACUGGAUCAGCAUUCCUCUGGUCUACACUCAGGUCGUGACCCUGGCAGUGUACUCGUUCUUUGGCUUCUGUCUGAUUGGUCGACAGUUCCUGAACCCUGAGAAGGGGUAUAAAGGUCACCAGCUGGACUUGUAUGUCCCCGUCUUCACCCUUCUUCAGUUCUUCUUCUAUGCAGGCUGGCUCAAGGUGGGGGAACUGAUCAUCAAUCCCUUCGGCGAGGACGAUGAUGACUUUGAAACCAACCAACUAAUUGACCGAAAUAUUCAGGUGUCCAUGCUGGCUGUGGAUGACAUGCACCAGAACCUUCCCCCAACAGAGAAGGACAAGUUCUGGGUGGAGAGAUACUUCUCUGUCCCCAACUCUACUGCUGCUGAGACCCUCAGACCUACCUUCAUGGGCUCAACAUAUGACAUAAGCUUUGAAUCAGGUCAGGCCGUCUCCAUGCCCUUCGUCUAUAAGGAUGAGUGUGGUGAUGUGGACAGGAAGGUGAAGGAUGUGUCUUUAGUGAGAGACAGACAGCUGAAGGUGUCUCAUCUGCAGACAGAACGAGGGGAGGGGCAGUUCAAGGUGGCUGUGGAACUCAUCCAAGCCAAUGACAAUGAGCAGAGCUCUUGUUGAAAGAUCUGGGCAACUUGUUUAUGGGUUUUGUUUAUUUUGGGGGGAUAAUUCAUGCAUUUUCCAUGCACCUGUGUGUCAAAGAUUGUGUGAAAUAUCUUCUACAAUCAUGUUUAGAUUGUUUGUAAUCCUGGUUAUUAAAAAAACUAUUUUGAAAAACAUUCAUUAUUCUUUUUAUAAAGAAUAUAAAAAACAUUCAAUAAAACAGCUGUGACAGUGACUUUGAAGCCUGAUUUCGUCGAUAUAACAUUGUAGAUUGAUUUAAAUAAAUAAAUUAAGAGUUUAUCUACAGAAAUGAAUAUACUGUAGGUAGUGAACGAAUCUGCCAAGACUGACAUACAUUUGUAAGGAAUGGAAGUGUGAUUGUUUUUCAUGUUUAAUUUUUUUGUAUUCUCUUGUAUUGUUUAUUUUCUGGUGUAUUUCCUACGCAAUUUGUUGUGUAAUUGUAAAAAUGCAAGGCUUUCUUGGUCUCAAUGGGACACCCUGUUUAAAAUAAAGGUAAAAUAAAAAAGUACACAUUUUUUCGAUAGCUAUUGACUGUCAUGGAAUGUAAACAUGUUAGCUAGCUAGCUAGGCUACUAGCCUACGGAAGCCGACACGGUAACGUAACUUGUCGAAUUGAAAGCUAGCUGAAGUUAUAGGCGGUUCGCCCUUUAGAUCCGAUUUUAAGCGCUACCAGUGAGAGCUACGGAAAGUGUCUGCUAGCUGUCAGUUAGCUAAAGUGGUGGCACCGGUUCGUUUGAAAACGGACGGUGGAUAAAACAAAAAAAAAGAAAAAAAGAAGAAGCUUUGUGUUUUGUUUAAGGUUCAAAUAUAGAAGCUUAUACACGACAAUCCUGGAAAACCAAACGGAAGAAAAAAAACGGAAAUGUCAGGUGAUGUCCACCAUUGAAAUGUGUGUUGACUGUGACGCAUAGUUAGCUAGUUAACUAGCCCUUCCUGGCUUAGCUUGAGUUGUUACCCUAGCAGUUAAACAACAAAAAACACACA